Messenger RNA from Balaenoptera musculus (blue whale), 2631 nucleotides. It is a transcript of the gene HNRNPH3, whose product is annotated as heterogeneous nuclear ribonucleoprotein H3. The transcript has 9 exons. The record is from RefSeq and is a predicted model, not a curated record. The coding region runs from base 824 to 1471 and encodes 215 amino acids. Gene Ontology annotation, cellular component: nucleoplasm; ribonucleoprotein complex. Lineage: Eukaryota; Metazoa; Chordata; Mammalia; Artiodactyla; Balaenopteridae. Gene Ontology annotation, molecular function: RNA binding. Gene Ontology annotation, biological process: regulation of RNA splicing.
GAACUUGCUCUUGGUGCGGCAGAGCAGCAGAGAACUUUUCCACACCCGGACGCCACGGUUCCUGCAACACAGGACCACUAUUGCCUCUUCACAUCCUACCCGAGAGAGCAGAAAGGUGACCUCUGAGGAUCUGAUAGUUUUAUGGGAAGCAAAAAGGUGGAGUUCGCAGCUUCUUUCUUUAACUGGACUAGCUCCGAGCUCCUCUCCACCUCUCCCCCCAACAACCGGGCUUUUCACCAACGCGCAAGCGCACUUCCUGCCGUCCGCGCCGAGGCUGGGCCGACUCUCUUGUCUCGCGUGAGUGGGGCCGGCCGGUCUUCCUUGCUCUCGCUCCACCCCCUCCUCCUCGCUCGCUCUCUCCCAUCCCCCCAAGCCAGUCGCUCUGCUGCGCAGCUCCCUUAGCGGUUGCCGCCGCCGGAGACGGUUGGAAGAACCGUUGUGGGAGCGCUGCACGAGGCGAGCGACUUCUCCCUGCUCACGACCGGACCUCGCGAGCACCGGAGUCGGCGCUACUGUCGCCCGACAGGGUAUCUGAAGUAAAAGGGGCAUUUAAAUCAAACGGUAUUGAGAUGGAUUGGGUUAUGAAACAUAAUGGUCCAAAUGACGCUAGUGAUGGGACAGUACGACUUCGUGGACUGCCAUUUGGUUGCAGCAAAGAGGAAAUAGUUCAGUUCUUUCAAGGUAUAUUGAGAUCUUCAGAAGUAGCAGGAGUGAAAUCAAAGGAUUUUAUGAUCCACCAAGAAGAUUGCUGGGCCAGCGACCGGGACCAUAUGAUAGACCAAUAGGAGGAAGAGGGGGUUAUUAUGGAGCUGGGCGUGGAAGUAUGUAUGACAGAAUGCGACGAGGAGGUGAUGGAUAUGAUGGUGGUUAUGGAGGUUUUGAUGACUAUGGUGGCUAUAAUAAUUAUGGCUAUGGAAAUGAUGGCUUUGAUGACAGAAUGAGAGAUGGAAGAGGUAUGGGAGGACAUGGCUAUGGUGGAGCUGGUGAUGCAAGCUCAGGUUUUCAUGGUGGUCAUUUUGUACAUAUGAGGGGAUUACCUUUCCGUGCAACUGAAAAUGACAUUGCUAAUUUUUUCUCACCACUAAAUCCAAUCCGAGUGCAUAUUGAUAUUGGAGCUGAUGGCAGAGCAACAGGAGAAGCAGAUGUAGAGUUUGUGACACAUGAAGAUGCAGUAGCUGCCAUGUCUAAAGAUAAGAAUAACAUGCAACAUCGAUACAUUGAACUCUUCUUGAAUUCAACUCCUGGAGGCGGCUCUGGAAUGGGAGGUUCUGGAAUGGGAGCCUAUGGCAGAGAUGGAAUGGAUAAUCAGGGAGGCUAUGGAUCUGUUGGAAGAAUGGGAAUGGGGAACAAUUACAGUGGAGGAUAUGGUACUCCUGAUGGCCUGGGUGGUUAUGGCCGUGGUGGUGGAGGCAGUGGCGGUUACUAUGGGCAAGGUGGCAUGAGUGGAGGUGGAUGGCGUGGGAUGUACUGAAGCAUAACCACCGAUACAGAAGUCCUGACAACAGCAUCUGGUCUACUAGACUUUCUUACAGAUUUAAUUUCUUUUGUAUUUUAAGAACUUUAUAAUGACUGAAGGAAUGUGUUUUCAAACUAUUAUUUGGUAAAGCAACAGAUUGUGAUGGGAAAAUCUGUUUUCUGUAGGUUUUAUUUGUUGCAUACUUUGACUUAAAAAAAUAAAUUUUUAUAUUCAAACCACUGAUGUUGAUACUUUUUAUAUACUAGCUACUCCUGAGGAUGUGCUGCUUUCAUAAGAUUUGGGUUGAUGUAUUUUACUAUAGCUCUACAAGAAGUAGUUUAGUGUAAUCUUAGAGGACAGUGGUUCACCUCUGCAUAAACUACAAGUCUUAAUAAGCAGACAUCUAGAAUAGAGCUUGGAAAAUAAUUAGUGUAACUCUAAUUUCUCCUUGACAAUACUGUAAAUAUAAAACCUUAAAGAUGAGUUUAGAUGGCUUCAGGAGUAUAAAUUCAGCUAAUUAAUUCUAUAUUAUUCUUUUUCAAAAGUCAUUUAUCAGGCAUAGCUCUGAAAUGUUAAUGAUCUAAGAGGUAUCUGGAUAUAUGAAUAUUCACAAUUGUGUUACCUGCAGAUGGGAGUGUUGAAAGUUUAAAUUCUAGCCCUAGAUUUUAGAAUAAAUCCCCUCAGCACUUGACUGACGUACCAAAAAAAUGUUUCCCAAAAGUGAUAGUUUAAGUUCUCAAAAUGUAUUAGACUAAGUUAAGGUUCUCAGUGACAUGAGAAUUCAGUGCAAGUACAAAGAUAUUUACCAUGGAGUAUAAUUAAUUCUCACAGAUGUAUUUUCAGUUUCCAGCCCAAUAGUUAAAGCAUAUGGUUUUUUAAUAACUGUAUAGAUGACUACUUUAAAAAAAAUGUAAGACACAAGUCCAUGUCUUGAGAGUCUUGCGAUUGGAUUUUGCAUCUGAUAUGUUUGGAGUUUUAGAGCCAUUGUGUUAAAAAAUUAUUAUAUGUAGCAAGGAAAAGGUGCUUUUUUACUUUUAAUCCCUUUGAUCAAUAUGGCUUUUUUCCAAAUUGGCUAAUGGAUCAAAAUGAAACCUGUCAAUGUGAAUUCAGUUAUUGAACUUGUUACUUGUUUUUGCUAGAAAUGUUAUUAAUGUAAUAAAUAUCAUUGUGGAAGA